AUGGCUUUGCAAGCACCGACGUUUAUACAGCCUUUACAAAGUGUUGUGGUACUGGAGGGUAGUGCCGCAACCUUUGAGGCUCAGAUUAGUGGUUUUCCAGUUCCUGAGGUGAGCUGGUUUAGGGAUGGCCAGGUUAUUUCCGCUGCAACACUGCCCGGCGUGCAGAUCUCGUUUAGUGAUGGCCGCGCUAAACUUGUAAUCCCCGCCGUUAAAGCCGCAAACAGUGGAAGAUAUUCCCUAAGAGCCGCCAAUGGAGCAGGACAAGCAACUAGCACUGCUGAGCUACUUGUUACAGCUGAAACAGCACCCCCAAUUUUCACACAAAGACUACAGACUACAACAGUAAGACAAGGAAGUCAAGUUCGUCUUGACGUAAGAGUGAGUGGAAUCCCUACACCUGUGGUGAAGUUCUACAGAGAGGGAGCUGAAAUUCACAGCUCCCCAGAUUUCCAGAUCCUUCAAGAUGGAGACCUCUACAGUUUAAUCAUUGCAGAAGCAUACCCCGAAGACUCCGGAACUUAUUCUGUAAAUGCAACCAAUAAUGUCGGACGUGCUACUUCAACAGCUGAACUCACCGUUCAAGCUGAAGAAGAAAUACCUGCCAAAAAGACAAAGACAAUUGUAUCGACUGCUCAGAUUUCCCAAACAAGACAAGCACGUUUCGAAAAGAGAGUAGAGGCUCAUUUUGAUGCGAGAUCCAGUACUACAGUUGAGAUGACAAUCGAAGGGCAACUGCCCCACAAAACUCCUCCCAGAAUUCCUCCAAAGCCUUCAUCAAAAUCACCGACUCCGCCAAUGAUUCCUACUAAGGUCCAGAUGGUGAGACAGCAGUCGCCAUCACCUGUACGGCAAUCUCCUUCUCCUGUCAGACCCGUGAGAGCCCCAGUUCCUUCACCUGUCAGGUCCGUCUCUCCGGCUGGAAGAGGACUGUCCACUUCUCCAAUCAGAUCUGUGAAAUCUCCAUCUCCUUCAAGGAGUUCCCUUGCAUUAGCUGGUGCCCUGAGGUCCCACCUCCUUGGAAGCAAGAAGUAUUUGUGUCCUCCACAACCUCACAGAUAAAGUCUGAGCAAAAGUGGGAAACAAGGGAGCAGGUGAUUGUCACUGGAUUAGAGCAGAGAGAGGUCUACGGAGCAGGAAAAACAGCAGCUGUUGCUACAGUAGUUGCUGCUGUUGACCUGGCCAGAGUGAGAGAGCCUGCUCCAAGUGCCAUUGAAGUGACUGCUAAAAGGACAGCAAUGUCUGCCGUGCAAAUUCAGCCUGUCCAUGAACAGGUUAAAAAAGAAGCUGAAAAAGCUGUAAGCACAGUAGUUGUGUCCACUGACAAAAGCAAACAAGAAACAGUUACAAGAACUGUAGAAGGAGUUGCAGCCAAGCGUGAACAAAUACACGCAAUACAAGAACAGAUUGGAACUGGCAAAAAAGCAGGCGCUGUGGCUACAGUUGUUGCUGCAGUUGACCAGGCUCGUGUCAGGCUACCUGGAUACACAGAAGAAGGCUAUGCUGAAGAAACAGCUCUGCAGUAUGAAUACAAAGAGCAUGUUUCUGCUAGGAAAACAGUUGAAUUCUCACCUGAGCGUCAAGUUGUUACUAAACCUAUAAAAGCUCCAGAAGUUCACGUCCCAACAGUACCAAAAGUUGUCCCUGUUGAACAUGUUCCAUCACCUGUACCACAGAUUAAAAGAAUUCCUGCGCCGCCAACUGUACCAGUUGUCCAAGUGGAACAAACUAUAUCACAUACACCUAUUCCUCAUUUUACCAUCUCUAAAGUCACAGUCCCUAAAGCUGAACAAACACAUGAG
Staurois parvus is the source of this 1799-nucleotide messenger RNA. The record is from the annotation of a GenBank genome assembly. NCBI's taxonomy places the organism in Eukaryota, Metazoa, Chordata, Amphibia, Anura, Ranidae.